AUGGCUGAGGUGGAGAACACGCGGGGCAUCAUUGAUGCACCAAAGCUGUGGAAAGCCGAGAUAUGGAGAUAUUUCGGCUUUUACGAAGUGGAUGGCAAAGUAGAUAGGAGCUACGCUAUAUGUAGGAAAUGCCGUGCGAAGAUCAAACACGUUGGGAACACUUCCAACUUUACAAGGCAUUUAGCUCGCUGGCAUCCUGACUUGGCUAACGGCGACUCAAAACCAACAGCAAAGCCAGACACAUCACAACCAACAAUCAACCAGUCCAUCCUAUCACAGCUGCCACAAACAUCGGAGAGGGCGAGGAAGAUUACAAGAGCGGUGGCAGGUUUUCUCGCCAAAGACCUUAGACCGUAUUCGGUAGUGGAGAACGCAGGGUUUCGGAACAUGCUAAAGACCCUCGAGCCCCGCUACAAGCUGCCAGUGAGGACUACCUUUGCCGACUCUGCGGUCCCGAGCCUGUACAAAGAAGUCAAACAAGAGGUAAACAACUCGAUGCUGCAAGCCACUCGUGUAGCGUUCACAAGUGACGCCUGGACAUCAGUUGCAACAGAUUCAUAUGUCACCAUAACGGCCCAUUACAUCGGCGACGACUGGAAAAUGGUGUCAAAUGUGCUUCAAACCAGAGUGGUACAUGAGAGCCACACCGGCGCUCAUAUGGCCAGGCUUCUCUUGGAUGUGGUGGGGGAAUGGCAGCUAGUUGACAAGGAUGUGGUGCUUGUGACUGACAACGCUGCUAACAUGGCCAGCGCUGCGGAGAUAGGCAAGUUUCCGCAUGUGAAAUGUUUUGCCCACACGCUGAACCUGGCAGCGCAGCGGGCGCUUAGGCUGCCAACUGUCUCCAGGCUGCUUGGCAGAGUCCAGCGGAUCUCCACAUACUUCCACCGCAGCACAAAAGCUAAACAUCUCUUCGAAGAACAUCAGAGGGCAAUUCUCAAGUUGCCGUGUCCGCUGAAGCUGAUCACAGAUGUAUCCACAAGGUGGAAUAGCGCGCACGAUAUGAUGGAGAGGUUUUUGCAACUACAAGCUGCAGUGCAUGCCACCCUGUUGUCGCCUAGUCUAAACGUUGACGAAAAUGACAUCGUCACUCUCAGCAGAGCAGACCUGGCUAACGUGGAGGAAGCAGUGAAGACAUUAAGACCAAUGAAGGAUGCCACUGUCUGUAUGUCCGAGGAGAGCACCCCAACAGUCAGCCUUGUUGCACCGGUGUAUGCCCAACUCCUCCAGAGUAUGUCGGACACCAUUGGAAACCCACCUCUGAUCCGUGAUGUGAAGAAAGCAAUCAAAACAGACCUCCUCAAGAGGUAUAACAGCGAGCCAGAGAAGAGGAUCCUUCACACGUCAUCUGCCCUGGAUCCUCGCUUUAAAGGUUUACCCAAAGAGGGUGGAAGUAUCUCUGGUUUACCUUUCCUGACCGAGGAGGAGAAACUGGAUGUCUACGCUGGAGUGACUUCCGAGGCUGCAGCUCUGGAGUCUGAAGGGAGGCACAGGAGAGAUGCACAUGCAAAGCCUGGAGGAGGAAGUUCAGCAGACAAGGAAGAUUCGCCAUCGAUGGAAGAGGAUGACGUGUUACACUCACAAGGCCCCCCUCAUCCCAAAAAAAGGCUGCUUGUGAGUUUACUGGGAGGUGUUUUCGCUGAUGUCAACCAACCGGCACUACAGGUCAAGUCUGCGGAUGACACUGCGGAUGAGGAAAUGGAGAUGUACCGCAGGUCCCCAUCUGUCCCUCUCUGUGAUGACCCCUUGGAAUGGUGGCAGCGUCAUGAGGGCUCAUUUCCUCUCCUCUCGAGGUUGGCAAAGAGAUACCUGUGCAUUCCAGGGACAAGUGUGUCAGCCGAAAGAGUGUUCUCCACAGCUGGAGAUGUGGUUACGGCCAAACGCAGUGUUCUUAAACCUGAACACGUCGACCAGCUUGUGUUUUUACAUAAAAACUUGGACAUGCCCAAAUGCUGA
Messenger RNA from Engraulis encrasicolus (European anchovy), 1953 nucleotides. RefSeq names its product E3 SUMO-protein ligase ZBED1-like. Gene Ontology annotation, molecular function: protein dimerization activity; DNA binding. The transcript is spliced from 3 exons. The coding region runs from base 1 to 1953 and encodes 650 amino acids. The record is from RefSeq and is a predicted model, not a curated record. Lineage: Eukaryota; Metazoa; Chordata; Actinopteri; Clupeiformes; Engraulidae.